CACUUCCUGUCAGCAUGCAGAGAAACUGGAGCAGCAAACAGAUUUGCACAACUCUCAGACGGUGUUCAACCAACAGGACUGAAGCUAGGUUUUGGUUCUGGAUUGCAAUCCCUGGAUUCCUUUGGCAUUGUGGAUAUGAGAAGCAUAGAGGAGGAAUUGGUGGGCAUGCUCGGAUCCACCAUGCAAAUUCCAUGCACCAGGUUGAGCCGUUUCAGGCUUCGUCCUAUAAGCCCAGCGAGGAGCAAGCGUGUGAAGCCAUCCUCCCAGAAGAAAAAAGCCAGAAAUCCCAGCCCCACCGAGAUGAGCGUGGAGCCCUGGGCCAGCCCGCAGGACCAGGCAGCCGCUGAGCAGUACCCACACGGCACCCACGCGCCAUCCUCCCAGGACGAGGAGCAGCACCCCGACAAACUGUGCCUGGAUUCCUUCUGGAGCGAGGUGGAGACCAUUCAGCAAGGGAGUGGCUACACAGACCUCGAGUGCAGCAGGAGAGACUCCAGACAAUCAGAGGAAGGCGAACAGGAGGAGCAGUGGCUGGCCGAUGCUGGCUUAUCGACCCUCAUCAGCGACGACAGCGAGGAUGUAGACAGAGCGGUGCUGCUGUCCACUCUGACCCGGACCCAGGCCGAGGCCGUCCAGCGUCGGCUGGAUUCCUACAGGCUGUCCCUCCGCAAGAGGAACAAACCGGCGCCGCGAGACGUUCGCGACAUCUUCAACUCCCCCAUCACUCAGACUCUUCUUCCUGAGUCUCAGCAUAGUGACGACUCUGCCCAGACCAGCAUGGCAUCGGUUGCAAGAAAUCCGCUUUCAGCUGUGAUGCCGGAGCAUCAUAAAGGCGCUCCAAAAGAGGAAUUCUUCAUCACCGACGUGGCCUUCUGCGAACAGGCCGUCAUCUUCCUCAAACAGGCCAAACUUCCGCAGAACCACAGCCAACGCAGAAAGGAGGAUGGCACGCUGCCUCGGGUGAUCUGUCCCAAGUGCCGUCUCGGAGUGACCUGUAUUCAGGAUCUCUCCCACUCUGACAUGAAGAAGGUGCGUCAGUUGGCUCUCAUCGACAUGACGGCGCUGUGCGACCUCUUGGAGCUGGAGGUCAAAAGGCACAAAAUCAGCAAGAGGAAAAUCCCAGACAGCACGCUCUACGGUGUGCCGCUGGCCACGCUGCUGGAGAACGACCAGAGAAUUAAGCCCAACACCACGACUCCACUCUUCAUGCAGGCGUUGUUGUCAUUUUUGGAAAAGAAAGGUGUGGAUUCUGAGGGGAUUCUGCGGGUUCCAGGAUCUCAGUCAAGAAUCAAGCUGCUGCAGCAGAACUUGGAGACCAACUUCUACUCGGGGCCGGUCAGCUGGGACGAGGUGAGUCCGAACGACGCCGCAGCGCUGCUUAAGAAGUUCAUCAGGGAGCUGCCCGCCCCGCUGCUCACCUCCGAGUACCUCAACACCUUCAGUGCUGUCAGAGACAUCACAGAGCUGAGGCAGAAACUCCACAUAUUGAACCUGUUAAUCCUGCUGCUGCCUGAGCCCAACAGGAACACACUGAAGGCCCUCCUCGAGUUCCUCAGUAAGGUGGUUUCUAGGGAGAAGAGGAACAGGAUGAACCUGUGGGCCGUCGCCACCAUCAUGGCUCCCAACCUCUUCCUCCAUAAGGCCGUCCCCAGCCGGCUGACGGAAGGGGCUGAGAAAGGUCACGCGGAGAAGGCAGCUGAUGUCAUGAGGCUCCUCAUCCGCUACCAGGACCUGCUCUGGACGAUCCCCAAUUUCCUCAUGAGCCAGGUGCGUAAACUCAAUGACAACAGUAACCGGCGUUACCAGUUCUACGACCGCCGCAUCAAGAACCUGCUGAGGAAGAUCCACACAGACAGCAGCGAAAAACCGGAUAAGAACACCCCAGAGCCGUGCCGCACAGUGAAGAUCCAGGUCGGGGAUCAUGUGAGCAGCACCAUGGAGUUCCAGCUCAGCAUCAACUCCCGAGCCUCGGACCUGCUCGCCCAGUUUCAUCGCCAGUCCCACCGCAGCCCGGACAACGGCAAGGGCAAAAUGCGAAGAAACGGCUCCGUGGCGUAUCCUGACUGCGCCCUGUACGAGGUGGGAGGGAAUAUCGGUGAGCACUGCCUGGAUCCCGACACACACCUUCUGGAUUUGUACAACAGCAACUCUGGAGGAGAGUGGGUCAUCAAGAUGAAACCCAACGCCAGCAGACAGCUGUGAAGGACGGACCAACAGACCGGGGAACAGGUUGCUUAAGAAGGACAAAGGCAGAGCCUAAAAAAAAAAGAUCAAAUCCACGCAGCCCUCUCUUCUCGUCCUUUUCAUCCUUGGAGCAGCGCGGGAGACGGAGACAGAUGGUCAGAUGGAAGAAGCAGAAACAGAUAGAAGGAGAAUCUGCCAGGAGCAGAGCCGAAAAAACUGUCUAUGAUCAGAUGAACACACUUUGCCCUCCGUCUCUUUCUCUCUACCUCUUUCUCUCUCUCUAUUUUCCCCUUCUUUUUCUCCCUUCACCCUUUCAUUCCUCGCCUGCGUUACCGCGGCGCUGCGACGCUGCGAGCACAAAGCCGCUGAUUUGACUCAUUACUUCCGACGGAGAACCUGCUGCAUACGAAACAGAAGAGCGAGGCCGGGCAGUUCUGUUCAUCUUUUCCUCUCAAGCAGUCCAGUCCCACCAUGAGCGAGCAGAUGGGGAUGCAGAGCACCUCUGGCUAUGGACAGCAAAGGCCCCGCCCCCUCCUCAGGCCAGUCAAUGUGUUUUCAAAUCAUAGUUUUCACCUCAGCAGUUUUUUGCAAAAAGCUGAAACAUGAUUCAGGAGCUUUACACGCAUAUUAUUGGUUACAUUUGGUGUCUAAUCCUCUGCCAGACAGAAGAUUAAUUAUUGACCUUGGAAACCGCAGUGAGUCGCUACCUGAGGAAAUCUGGUUCCUCUAAUCCCCCUAUCUAAAACUGCAUAUAAACACUGUGGCAAACGUAGUUAUCAAUUUAGCUUGUGAUUUGGACUAACUCUAGUUAUAUGUCAUGCUUUUCAAAUUGCUGAUAAUUAAAAAAAUAGCAGCGAUGGAAAAUAAUUAAAAUCUGAACGCUAGUGGCUGCAGCUAACCUGGAGACAGAGCAGGACUUGAGUUACCAACUGAUCGGUCGGUGAAGAGAGCAGCUCGUUUCCAGCUCAGACAUUUUGAUCAAAACGUAAACAAAGACAAAAGAUUCCUCUCUGUGCCAUUCAAAGAGAUGAACAGAUAUGUUCUUAUCUGUGAAACCCUGCAAUCUCCUGGGCCUUAUAUAAAAAUUAAAAAUUAAAAAUCCAUGGACUUCCAAGGACCCCUGAUGUGUACAGAACUGUACUCAACGAGACUUUUCUCCUCUUCUUUUUUUUGACGCCAAGGGAUUUGGUGUCACAACCUCAAGGACAGCUACUGCACCUCUAAAGGGAGUUAUUCAGGACUCAGUGAAGCUGGUCUUCAGUUCUCAUUUUUAAACGCAUGAAUGGAGCCAAAAGUGCUCAAGUGACUCUUGGGGUGAACUGGAAUUAUUGUUGUUAUUUAUAUGAAUGUAAUGCCAUUGUUGCUUCUGUAUGUGAUGAGUAUUACGUAGGCUGUAGAGAGACUUUAGGAUCACGUGGAGUUGCUAUAAAAAGUAUGUUGUGUGAAGUCAACCAUACUCAGUGUGGUUAUAUUUGCAGUGUUCUUGUACAGAUUGAUUGAUGCUGAGUUGUUUUCCGAUACAACACGGCAACAGUACAGUGUAAUGUCACGUGUAAAUAUUCAUUCAUAUACACUCUGUUGUGAACAGGUGCUGAAAUCACUGCAGUGGAACUGCAUUGAUUGUGUCGCGAUACUCAAAGUGUUCCGAACACACGCACGCGGCGAAUGAAUGUGUUUAACAUUUUAGCGCCGAUCGUCAGAUGAGAAUCAUUUACUCCUCGCAGCCGGAGCCAUGUUGGUACUCCGCGGCCAUUUUGUGGGGAAGCGUCUCGCACUCUCCACUCAAUAGAUGGAGUCAUGACAGCCGGGCGCUGCACCGACAUCCAUCAACACCCUCGGCUGCAUCUCCGUCACCUCGUAAUAAUGGACCGCGACGGCAGUUCGGUGCAUCAGAAACACGCCGAGGAAUCGCAUUUCUUUGAUAAAGGAGAAGGUAAUAAAUGACUGUUAUAAAUUCUGCCGCCCUGGACCCGACGACAGCAGCAGUGUGUGUGUGCGUGUGUGUGUGUGUGUGUGUGCAUGCAUGUGUGUGAUGAGCUUCAUUACACAAGUCCAAUUGGCCUGUCCCAGGGUCCCAGGCACAGUUCAGUGCCUCGGCACAAAGCGAGCUGAUGAAACUGCCUUCUGCUGACAAUCAGGAGAAAUAGGUCACCUCUGAAGCAGAAUCCCAGAGGGCGAGAAGCGUGGGUCCAAACGCCCCCGAGGAGCCGAGAACGUGGACAUGAAGUGUGGAUACGCAAACAUGAUGCGGGGUCACCAAAACGGGGGGCUCCAGUUUACCUGAGUCUUGUGUAUAUAUGUGAAUGUGUUAGUGUGCGACAGAAAGAGCUUCCGAGAACAGUGUUAUCUAUAUAAUCGCCCAGGGAGACGACACGAUGAACCGUUACAGGAACAUUUGUUUCCAGCUGUGGUCGAAGUGUUGCCGGGGACUUUUUAUCGUCUUCAUCGAUGUCCAGCUUUUAUGAUGGUGAAGAUUUUACACGUCAGUCGGCAGACGUCAGAAUGUAUAUUUAUGCCCGUUACACGAGUCGUCGUUUUUAAUACUUCUGUGAAAACAGUAUUUGCUGUAGGAAGAAACACUUUUGAAAAACGGUUUUGUCAAUAAAUGUGAAUCGAAUGUUG
Molecule: messenger RNA, 4806 nt
Organism: Pseudoliparis swirei
Lineage: Eukaryota; Metazoa; Chordata; Actinopteri; Perciformes; Liparidae
Product: rho GTPase-activating protein 40
Exons: 15
Coding region: 136-2202 (688 amino acids)
Biological process (GO): regulation of small GTPase mediated signal transduction; regulation of actin filament polymerization; signal transduction
Cellular component (GO): cytoplasm
Molecular function (GO): GTPase activator activity
Source: RefSeq, a predicted model, not a curated record